AUACGAAGUACCAACAGUCCAACAAACAAAAAAAGACUUCUUGUGAAAGCAUAUCGCGAUUAGAAGUUAUUGCGUGUUAUUUAUUAAAAUUAUUGUAUUGCAAAUCCAUAUCAAAUAAUAAAAAAUGUGUAUGAACUCUUGAAAGUAGUCAAAGAAAUAUUUGGGCAAGAUGGUGUCGACGAGGCAGAUGAGUAGUAUAGGAGGUGGCAAUGGAAGUAGCGAAGGAUCCGGCCCAUCGCAUGCGGAACCCGUAACUGUGGCGCGUGUUACUCGCCACUCCAGUACAUUGCUCCCUGGGGGCUCAUCGCCGCACGCUAGUACUUCAAAAAAUUCAUUAGUGACGGCACCCAAAACCUUUUCUACGAAUAUCCUUGAUUUACCAGUUGAAGUCAUUGAAAAAAUUUUUCGUUAUCUAGGCUUUAAGAGUGUGUCACAUCUUAGAAUGGUUAACCGACAGUUCAAUACAAUAUGUAGUGGAGUAUUGAAUUCAACAUUUCAACGAUUACAAAAUCAAAUGCUACAUCGGUUUCAAGCGAUCAAGGCAAAGAUGCCACGCAGGGAAUCGGCUAGGAGGAGCCAUCCAUUGGCAUGUGAAUCAGAUAUCAUUGAAACUUUACACAUGAGACUUAGCUUAUUGCAAAUGACCUUCGGCAAACAUAUUGAAAGAAAACAUUGUUGUUUCUUUCCUGGAGAGAUUUUAGAUGAGGUGUAUAGUAUUUUGUCAUACUUAAAAACUACAACAAAGCUGGCAAGGCCUUACAAAGUAACGGAUGAGUUGUUUGAUUUAACAACUAUGGCUAUGGAAUAUUUCAAGGAGCACAUUGAACCCAAUUUGCCAGAGAUUACAUAUUUUGGCACUGAUUUCUUUGAUAUAACAACUGCUUUUUCACCCGGCGAGAGCAGUAAGUCGUACAUAUGCCUGGACUCGCCGCCGCCGAGCGGCUUCGAGUCGACGUCGCAGCAGGCGGGCGGCAACUCGUCGGGCGACCGGCGCGUGUCGUCGCAGACCUUCUACAUGGAGGAGAGCCUGCCGCCCUCGCCGCCGCCGCCGCAGAGCAACAUGGUGCUGCGGAAGCGGAUACACCGCAUCAAGCAGGGGAUGAAGAAGUACAAUGACCAAUUGUCAGCGUUGCGUAGUGAUCUGCGCAGCUGUAAGCGGAAAACUGCGCUACAACAGAAGCAAAUUGCCGAACAACAGAAGCAGAUAGCGGAGCAACAGAAACAGACCUUGGAGUACGCCAACCGUUUGGACGACUACGAUAAGAAAAACGAGGAGACCAGCCGCAAGUUUCAAACGUUAUUACAGGAGCUGAACAAGUGCAAAACGGAGCUGCAGUACUGGCGGUCGCGGUCGCCGGCCGUGCCGCCGCUGUGCGCCGAGUGCGGCGCUUCGCUGCGGCUCUCGCCCGUCGCGCUUGCGCAGUGGCCGUCCGGCUCUAGCACGGAGGCGAGCGAAGCGGAGGCGGCGGGCGGCAGCAAGGAGCCGCCUAGCGCCGCGGAGGUGGCCACCGAGAUCCCGCUGAAGGCGGAGGCGCGCGAGGGCGAGGAGGGCGCCGGCACGCCGCCCGCGCGCCGCCGCGCCUCCGCCGACGCCGCGCACGCGCCCAGCGGCACGCCCGAGCGCAAGAAGCGCCGCCUCACCAGACCGCGGAAGCUCUGAAACUGCACACGACCGACUCGCCGCUCGCGCGCCCACGGACCGGUCGGCUAGCGGCGGCAACUUGCGCGCCGAGCGACUAUGGUCGUCUUCUGUUUGCGCCUAGUGACCAAUAGCUAUCUUACCAUUUGCUCGCUUAGCGACCGAGAUCGCCUAGCAACUUUGGCGUUUAGUAACCAAUAUCAAGUUCUGUUUGCGCACUGAUUCUGAGCGUGCGUAAUGACCAAGUUUUUUUUUCUGUUUGAGUGCUUAUUGACCAGAAACACGAAUGGCCUUGUCGCUUUUGGCGCGCCUUAUGACCAUUGGUCGCCCUUUGCGUGCUUGUUGGUUAAAAACCUUGAUUCCCUGGGCUUUCUCUAAGACUCUGAUUAAAUUGAUGCCGCACUGGUAGGCUAAGUGAACUGAACAUCAAUCAGUAAAUGUUCUUUUAAACUCAGUACGCACAACAAUUUCAAUCCCAAACACAGUAGGCUGUUCAGAUAUGAAACAGUUCAAGAUCAUCAGAAAAUGAAUCGGCGAUACAAACCACAUGGUUCAGUAACAGUGGCAUUCGUUUUUUGUAAUCUUAGGUGCUCCAACAGUCCAGGUCUAAACUCAAUAUCCUGAAAAUCACUACUUUACGCUCAGUGAACUUAUUGCUAAAACAGCUUUCGGUCAAUAGCUGUUACGAUUUGCUAUUUAGAUAUGUGUAGCCAAUCUGUUAAAGAAGAUGCCUAUUAAAUAAUCUUUUUGUCGGUUUCGUGUACAUAUUGCACAAAUAUUUAAAAAACUAGUGCAAGUGGUUAGGCAAUCUAUCUUAGUGCCCAAACAGUUGAUGACCCAAUCCGAAUUAUCUGACAAACUUCACUUUCAGUGUGCUCAAUUAAUUCGGACAAAGCUUGUUAGGCUAAGGAAUUGGCGCUAAAACUAUUUUGCAAUCAGAGCUGUUUUUCGAUAUGUUGAAAUAAUACCCAUCUCUAUAAUUUCCGCAUCUUAGGUUACAGGUAAAUUACCACAUGUUGUUUACAACUAUGAACGUAUUUUAGAUGACCAUAUCCACUAAGCAUCUUGAUCAGUUGAACUUUAAAUCUUGCUUCUCAAUAAAUGUUCUCAAUAUUGAUGGUACAUAUACUAUUUGAGCAUAUUUUAAAUUUAGUGAUGUUUGGUUAUCAAAGGUUCGUUAAUUGUUCUGUUUUUCUUAAUGGUGGAUCAGCUAAAUUAUAUUUUACGGUUUAAAAGAGGGAAUUAAAACGCGUAUGAGAGCUAUGAUGCUAUUUCGUAAGAUAGAAAUUAUGAACCAAUAUAUAGAUUUUAUGCCAUUGUCUUGUCGUCAUUUAACAUACAGUAAAAUACAUAUUUGUAUUAUUGAGGUAGUCAUCGGUUGGGACUCCAUAGAAGAUUAACACUAGAUUGAAAUUUAUAUAUAUUCUUACUUAUUAGAAUGCGUAUUAACACUCAGCAAACUUCGACGACGACAAUGUUAAUAAAAUUAGAUUAAUAAUAAAAAUAAAGUUGCAGUAAAAUAAAGUGCACUAUUCCGUAAGUAUUAGAUAUGGUUCAUUUAUAAUUUGUUUGGACAAAUGUAGCAAUUUCGUUUCCAUUUCCUGUGAGUUUAUUAUCGCCUCACAAAAUGUUUCUCGUUGUUAAUUUAUCGUUAUUGUCUUGCUUCUGUCGGAAUUCAAAAUUCCAUUUUUUUACAUAAUUACCUACAUGGUAGGCUUCAGUAUCAACGUUUAACAACCUGUUAUGGGUUAAGAAAAUCGAAUACUAUAUGUAUAUAUCCAUAUAAUUUAUUAUUACCAUUUAUAUAUAUUGGCAAUAUUUUAAUUUUUAUACACAAAAUUUUAUCAGCGCAAAAUGUGCUUAAAAGUAGUAAUAAUACAUAAUACAAGAUCAUUUACAAGAUGCUGUUUUACUGCAAAUGUUAUGAAAGAUGGUGUCAAAACAUUAUUAUCUUUCAUAAUAUGAUAAUAAAAGGUUCUUAAAUUAAACAAAUUAUUAUAUUUUUCAGUCCAUUGUCUAAGUGCAUUAUCUAUUCAUUCAAGUGCAAUAAAAAUAUAACGCAUAAUGUGACUGGUAUUAGAAAGCUCAACUUCUUAUAUAUAUAACAUGGUAUAUUAUUGAUAUCAGGACUAAAUUAUAAAUAAUAAAAAUGAGACUAAUGUCAAAUGGGUCUUCAUUUUACUAUAAAAAAUUGUGUGCGUUUAUGGUAUUGGCAAAUGUUAUUUUGUCAUAAAUGGGAACUUAUAAAAGUUAUUUGUGUUAUAAACCGUAUUCGAAAUAUUUAGCAAAUAGAAUUCGGUCCAGUGCGAGUUGUACUCGUGACAAUAAGGGUUUUAUUGAAAUGAGCUAAAGAGUAAAUGCAAAAAAAUAUGGUAGACCCGUGCAAAUCGUUGCUUAACAGACAUACAUACAGACAAACAGACAUACGAAAAGUUCGGUAAUACGGUACCGUUUUAACCCAAUAAUAUACACCCUAAACUGAUAAACUAACUAGCAUUUACGAUCUUACCUUUUACGAUCAACGUAUACGGCCACUGAAACCCUUAAUAUAUUUCCUACUUAUAUUUCAUUGAAAAUCUUUGCGAACAGCUAUCGAAUUUUCGGGACAGUAUUUUUUGCACCAAAUGAUAAACAUUUAAAGUAGUGUAGCGUGACGCAAAGCGCGUUGUAAAUAAUGACACUAAAUACACUUUAAUUAUUACAAGCUUAUAAAUUUAGCAGUGUCUUAUAGGUAUUUGUAUUUAAAGAUUUGUGUUAUAGUUUAAGGUACAAAAAUGGAUAUCUACUCGAUGUUGCUAUCAAUGCUUACUAUCUGUAAUGUAUAAAAAGCCUUAAGCCCUCGGCUCACAAUGAUAAUACCCUAUUAUUGUUAUCCAUUAAUUUUCCUGUGAGAAAUGAAUUUUUGUUUUGAUGAAAUAUUUCGAAAUUAAUGUAAAUUUACUUAUUUCCUUGGAAAAUAUACGUACUUUGGGCGCACGGCCGCUGUACGUAACAGCAUUGUUUUGCCGUUAUAUUUAGUUAAUUAUAAGUUUUACAGCCCUACAAUUAAACUAAAAUAAUUUCUUAAUAUAGAUGUGUAAACAUUGUGAAUAGAAAGUUAAUAUCCGAUUGCUUUAUUUGUAAAUAAUAACAUUUCUCGUGUAAUGUACAAAUGGAUAUAUUUAUAAUUAUAUAAAUAUACAACUCUUAAAUAUAUAUUUUUGUGACAUGGUGUAUAGUGAAAUGUUGCUACCAGCGUAAAAUUAUUUUUAAUACAUUUCGUGUUACAAAAUGAUCACAGGGCUUCACACAGUUUUUGCAUCAUGUCACUUUAACUUAAAACAUAUCAACAGAAUUGUAUUGAUCGCAUCAGUUACCUACAAAUGAAUAGGCGUGAGGGAUAGAUUUAAAACGCACAAUAAAUUUAUUUUGUAUUUAAAGUUAUGUUUGCUCUUCAUUCACCUUUAAUUUUAGAGUUCUUAUUACAUAUAGUGUAAACAUUAUUUAAUUUUUGCAUUGUUUUGUUAAUACUUACAAAUGUAUUGUGACAGUAAUGUUGAAUGUGUUUUACAAAAAUAAAUGUGUAUCCAUUAUUUUUGGAUUAACCUAAAACAUAAUGAAAUUGACAAAAUUCCCAAGUGCCGUACCGUAAAUAUGUCCGGUCUACCACCGAUAACACUACGGCUUUUUCUACAUGUUUGAAAUUUAUGUCUAUGUGUAAUCAUAUACCAAUAAACGGACUCUGGGUUUAAUAUAUGUAAUAAUAAUUAUAUUCAAUAUUUUAGUCACAUUUUACUCAGAAUAGUAUGAUAAUCGUCGUCACAUAUUUAAGACUACUUAAGACAAUUCGAAAGUUGUACAAUUAUGUUGUAAUUCAAAGUGUUGUACAAGUACAUGUAUAAAGGACAAUUUAAGCGUAUAAUAGUACAUGUCAUAUUUGUAAGAUUUUUUUUAGUACUCCAUUGUAAUAAAAACAAACAGUCCAAUUGGUAGAAAACGUAUGCGUGUUAUAUAUCUAGGUGUGUUGUAUCACUCGUAGAUUCGGCUUCCAAUAUAUGUGAAUCGUUUAUUAUUUCAUGAUGAUUGUUGAUGUAGUAUUGUAAAGAUAACAUGUAUGAGAUACUACCGGGUUAUGAUACCCAUCACUUGGUUUCUGCUAAGCUUCUCGAGCGUGUGUAUAGUACAUAUGGCGUAGUGGAGUUCGUUAGAUCUCCGCCAUUGUUAUAUUUUGUAUAUAAUUACUGUACAUACUAUGUAUGCUGUGUGUAGAACUGUAGAAUGUUUCACAUUGAUAGAGUCGUAAGUCAAUUUAAAAUUAUAAUGAUAUGCAGAUUUUGAAUAGUAUAUUUUUUCAGGAAAUCCAGAAUCGUGAAUUGAAUCAUACAUGUGACGAUUUUGGCUCAGUGUAAAUCAUAUAUACGUGCUUCAAUAAUUUUGUAGUCAUGUCCAAGCCUUUCGUCGUAUUUCGUGAUAAUAGCACUAGUCUCUCUAGCUUCAUAAAGAUUAUAAACACGGCCUAUGUGUUAAUUUGUAUUUCCAUGUAUUGUGACGAAAUCUAGUGUUCGUUUUAAAUAUAAUCUUGCAUUUCGAUUGCUGGCCAUUUAUUACAAUAUACUUACACUUUUAAAAGAUUCAUUUUAUCAACUUACAUAAAAAAUAUCUAUUAACUUUCUUUCUUUAGUCUUAAAAACGAGCCUUUAGCCUUUCGAGGCGUAAAGGUUGAAGCGAUAUGGGUUCUAAAGACAUAAAAUUAUAGCUUAAGCGUAUCAUUCUAAAAUCAACAUAUUGCCUUUUUAAUAACGAGUAAAUGGUGUGAUUGAAAAAGAAAUCCAUACUAACAAUUAUAUAAUAUGUACUGCAAUUGUAAACCAAUACAAAUGUCAUGGCAUGUCCUUUCCGCUUGCUAUGUCUAUACUUUAUUAAAGGUGAAUGUUACAAAUGACUUUGUUUGAUAUAACAUAAAAAUAAUUUAGCAAAAUAAUAAGUUUCAUAUGUAAAUAGAAAAAGAGUUGUGUAGUGUUUUUUAAUCAGGUCCGAUAUAUUGUCAUCGUAGCCAUGCAUGCACACAUUGGUUUUAAUAAUUUUUUAUAUUGUAACCUACACAUUUCCGUAAAAUAUUGUUAUCUACACCAACAAGUAUAAUUAAUGUAUUUAAUUUUACUUUAAGAAUUAUAUAUAUGAUAAUUUAUAAGAAUGUCAGAAGUGUAUCUAUUGUAGAUUUUAAUAAAUUUAAAUUAAUGUUUAUAAAAACAUUUAAGUAAGAAACUUAUUAAAAAUUUGUGCCUAAAUCAAUUUAGUACUUAAUACUGCUGCACAAUAAUGUGAAUUUAAAAAUUCUGAAACAACAGUUAUUAAAAACAUUGUCUACUGAAACGUUAAAAAAAAAACUUCUGUUUCAAUAGUGCAAUACAUAAAUCCAUUGAAUGGUGUAUAGUUUGGGAUUUUUUUAUGAUUACUCUAAAGUGAUAGGGCUGUAAAUUAGAAAUUAAAAUAGUCUUGUUCAUAAAUAAUAUUAUUAUUGUCUAUAAAAGUGCACGGAAACAUUGCUAAAAUGUUGUGCUGUGGCGGAUGUGUACAACCAGAAAGACUGUCAAUUGGUAUAGAUAUCCUUUAUGAUAGUUAUAAAUAUAGUAUUUUUAUUAGACAAAAAUACAAUAAAU
Messenger RNA from Zerene cesonia (dogface butterfly), 7278 nucleotides. RefSeq names its product F-box only protein 28 (gene dmpd). The transcript is spliced from 8 exons. Gene Ontology annotation, cellular component: nucleus. Gene Ontology annotation, molecular function: transcription coactivator activity; protein binding. Gene Ontology annotation, biological process: positive regulation of DNA-templated transcription. NCBI's taxonomy places the organism in Eukaryota, Metazoa, Arthropoda, Insecta, Lepidoptera, Pieridae. The coding region runs from base 170 to 1660 and encodes 496 amino acids. The record is from RefSeq and is a predicted model, not a curated record.